Messenger RNA from Paramecium tetraurelia, 1755 nucleotides. RefSeq lists its product as uncharacterized. The transcript is spliced from 4 exons. Gene Ontology annotation, cellular component: signal recognition particle, endoplasmic reticulum targeting. Gene Ontology annotation, molecular function: endoplasmic reticulum signal sequence receptor activity; signal recognition particle binding; 7S RNA binding. The record is from RefSeq and is a predicted model, not a curated record. NCBI's taxonomy places the organism in Eukaryota, Ciliophora, Oligohymenophorea, Peniculida, Parameciidae. Gene Ontology annotation, biological process: SRP-dependent cotranslational protein targeting to membrane.
AUGUAAUAAAUGGAAGAGGAAGAAUAAUAAGAACAAUUAUAAAACUUGGGUUCCCUGUUUGUAUUCUAAAAAAUAAGAGAAACCUAAAGAAAUUAUGGACUACAGCAUGGAGAUUAUUAAAGAUACAGGACAUAUUGCUAUAAUAAAAUAAACAAACUAAGACAUUAAAUGUAAUUUACUCAUGGAAAGAGAUUUCAAAAGAAAGUUAUUUAGGAUGUAGUCAAGAAUGAUCCACGUGUUUUAUAAGUAUUAUUGUAUUAAGCAGAAAAGAAUUGGGCACAUGCUAUGACUUUGAAAUAAUUGAUUAAUAGUGGAGUCAAUAAGAAAAUCAAUAAAAGAUAAGUGAAGGUUUAUUUGGUAAAGAAAUUUAAGCGAGCCAUUCAAUAUUCUAAAUAAUUAACUACAAUUUGUGAGUUGAGAACUGAAAAGAGAACAUCAUUAGAAUCAGAAGCAUAUAAUUGGUAUUUACAAGGAUUGUAUCACUUUGAAACUGAAAAAUGGGAAAAAGCAUUGGAAUCAUUUGCUAAAUGUUAUACUAUUUAUGAAUAAAUAAUUAAAGUCUGCGAUUAAUUUAGUUCGGGAGUAUAUUAGGAGAGAUUAGAAUAAUUAAAUCAAUAAAUUAGAUAUUGUAAUGCUAAAGCAAAGAAAUUGGCUACUCUGUCUGCUGAUGAAUUGACAAAAAUGUUAAAAGAUCAAAGCGAUCCCAUCAUGAUUGCCAAAUUUGAAGAAAUGCUUGAAGAAUAGAGAUAAGCAAAGAUGACUUAAUAAUAAGGUGCUUUCGAAAUUGACUAUUAAGACUCUAAAUUACCUAUCAAAAAUGAAAAAGUGGUUAAAUUGAUUCUUAAGAUUCAAGAAAGUAAAUUAAUAGGUGAUUUGGAUUCAUUUACAACUUUAUUCUCACUUUAUGAUGAAGCAUCCAAGUACGUUAAAAUAGACAAGGAUUAAUCAACAUCUGAAUAAGAAAAAGAAAUACACUCUAAGGUGUUAGGGUAUAUCAAUUAUUAAAGAUAAUCUGCAACUUUAGAUAGAAACGAAAUGCAUAUUAGACAAUACACUGAAAAAUUUAUUAAGGAAGAUGGAGUUAAUAAUCUUUAGAACUUAUAAACCAAAAAGGCACUCAAAUUAAAAUUAACUACUCCAUAAGAAAUCAUUAAAUAUUGUGAUAAUUACUCCUAAAUUCUAAGAUAAAUUAUGGAUGAAGAACGUUUCAAUAAGGACAUUACAUUAUUCAAAAUUUUAGAUGCUAAAGAAUUCUUUUGUAAAGCACUUCGUUGUUUCUUUGUUGGCUGUCUCUACUUCACCAACGAAAAGUAUAGAGAAGCCUACAGUUUAUUGAAAUAUCAUGAUGAUUUAUCAAGAAUAGCUGAUAGGAAAUACAUAGAGAAUAAGUUGGAACCUCAUAGUUUAUUGAAAUUACUUGUUCCAUUGUCUACGUAAAUAUAAAAUAAGAGUAAACUAAAUGGAUUAAAACUUUAAUAAGAUUAAGUGAAAACUAUUGGAUAAGAAAUUUAAAAUAUUGGAUUAGAGGAUAAAUAAAAUUAGAAGACGUUAUUUGAAUUGUUAGACUCUCCUGAAUAAAUUACUUUGGAUAAUGUCUUAUCAUAUAAACCUGCUGAUCUAAUUUCAUUAAUGCAACCAAUUCCACCUAAACCAAUUUAAUUAGAUAUUGCACAUUCAUACUUAACCUAUCCAACAUUAGAAGAACCAAAGAAAGGUGGAUUCUGGGGCAAGUUAAAUAUUUUUAAAAAACAAUGA